This is a messenger RNA of Pseudoliparis swirei, 2460 nucleotides long. It is a transcript of the gene pik3ip1, whose product is annotated as phosphoinositide-3-kinase interacting protein 1. Lineage: Eukaryota; Metazoa; Chordata; Actinopteri; Perciformes; Liparidae. The record is from RefSeq and is a predicted model, not a curated record. The transcript is spliced from 6 exons. Gene Ontology annotation, molecular function: endopeptidase activity; signaling receptor binding. The coding region runs from base 186 to 1025 and encodes 279 amino acids.
GGCUGUUUACGAAGAAAGCUGGUUCCUCGGACAAAAACAAGGGCUGGGACUCUAGCGAGGAGCAGUGCGCCUGAUGCACAUCUAGCACAGGCUCGUCGUCCAUUUUAUACAAUUCGCUUGUGUAUUUAAUAUCUUUGUAUCGUUUAGUUUUUUUUAGAGGAAAAGCAAAGUAGCUCACCUUGUUUAUGUCGUUUUAUUCAGCCCGCAAACUCUUCAACAUGUUGUUCUGCCUGCACGCCGUGUUCCUGAGCGUGGCCAUGGUGGCGAGCAGCGCGUCAGAUGGAAAUGACAAAGAUUGCAUAAGAUCCAACGGUGUGGAGUACAGAGGGGAACAACACAGCUCCUCCUCGGGUCUGACCUGUCUCACCUGGACCAACACCAGCAGAGCCUACGAGGUGGAACUCCACCCUGUUUCACAGACCGUUGUGGGAGAUCACAAUUACUGCCGAAACCCAGACUCCUCUGAGAGGCCUUGGUGCUACAUUGCUGGCCCAGAUGGGGCAAUCCAGAGAGAAUUCUGUGCAAUUGACACAUGCAAAGAAGAAGCCUCUAUUGUACCAACGGAGGCAGACUCCCUCCAGCCAGCAGGAAGCAGUCCCUCCACUGAGAGCUCUCAACCAGCCAGGUCAGGGGCCGCGCAGGGGAAAGUGGCUGCUGUGCAGCCAGUGAUGGGAAUCAGCCAGCGAGUGCGCACAGGACCCACAAAGAAAAAGGACCUUGGCACGCUCGGCUACGUCGUCGGCAUUCUCAUGAUGGCGAUCAUAAUCAUCCUCGGAGUAGGCAUCACAUUUGGCUACUUCUAUAAGAGGGGUUGGGACUUAAAGAAGCAGCAUGAGCAGCGAGUGUACGAGCGCGAGAUGCAGAGGAUCACCCUGCCGCUGUCGGCCUUCUCCAACCCCACCUGUGAGCUGGUGGAUGAGAACACCAUCGUGAUCACAGCGGAGGACGAGACGACCCCCGGCCAGGACGGCGGGGAGGGCGUGGACCCUCUCAUGGGCCUGCAAGCCGGUACCCCCGGAGCAUGAGCAGGCGCGUCGUCCUCAGACGCAGGACUGUAAUUCAUUUUUGUGAACCAAAACACUUCUUUGUUUCUCCCUCCUGCCUCCCUGAGCACCCUCUGUUUUAAAAGGAGAAGGGGAGCAGUGUUCGCUCCAGAGACUGAAUGCUGUGUCUUUUUGCGUCCCCUUCCCAGUGUUUUCUAUACAUCGGAGGCACACAAAAAUAAGCUGUGGAAGACAGUCCGGACAACUCAAAAUCAUUGUGGUGGAUCUGUUGUUAAUGAAGAUAUGACAUGAAGUCUUUAAUAUUCACUUUUGAUACUUUUGAUAGCCAAGAAAAGGCCAUGUGCUGUCCCCUUAAAUAACAGUACGGAUAUCUCGUUAAAUGGACUUCCUAGUGUUUAUAUUGUGUGUAAUGAAACUAAUUAUUUCAAAAGAGAUGGUGUUCCGAGAUGGUGUUCAUAGUUCAUAGCCUUUUGUUUCCCCCUAUGUUCCCAUGGGGGGGGGGCAGUGCUCUCCACAGGAGCUUUCAUUCACAUUGACCUGUUGGCUGGGAGACGCAGAUAAGAAACUUGUGUCAAAAAAAAGACUGCUUUGUCUUGGAGACACGCUGGGGACACAGAUGUGUCCAAAAAUAUGCUCUUCUGAGACGGGAUGGGGGGGAAAUGAGGUAAAACCGUCCCACUAAAGAAGAAAGGAAGUCCUCCAACUCUGCCUUAGCAUGAUACUUCUGAAUGUAUUUGUUCUUCUUGAAACUAGAUGAAUUUAUCUUUUCUCUUUGUACUCGACUGACGGACCAACGUGGUUACAGAGCAUCGGCAGACGGGAGAGGACUUCUUCCUCAGCUUAGGGAACGACAGGAAAUAUACGGCGAGCUCUCAGGGAGCGUGAGAGACAGCCGAUGGUCGUCAGGACGACACAGAACCGGAAGAAGAAACGGUCUUUGCAGAGCGGUACAGCGAGUGUUGAUGCGGUAGUCCGGUGGUUAGAUACCGACAUUUGAGUUAUGCACUUGACGCUUCAGGAGAGAGAGAGCGAGAGAGGGCGUGGAAUAGAAACAGUCCGAGGUUUGCUGUUCAUUCAAACACAUCUGUGCAUGCACAUGGUUACCUGCUGUAUGUUUGUCUUCAGGGCCAUAUUUCUGCAUCUUGAAAAGUAGAACUACUGAUUAAAGACGUUUUAGAAAAAAACAUGCCUGGAAAUAGAAAUAAUCGUACGCAGAAGACUUAGUUACACGCGAUGCAGUUACUUCCGAGUGUAAAUAUGUUGUUUAUCACUCCAUUAUUCCACAUGAUCUUGUUUUGUGAUUAUUGCUGGAUCCGUGUCACGGAUAAUCUCGGGUAACUGCUGCUCCAAUAUUUGUGUCUGUAUGCUGAUUAUUUCUUUUUUUCUUCGUAUAAGCAACAUGUUCAAAAGUGCUUAUGUUCACGGCUGAGACCGAAAUAAAACAAACUUCACCACU